Candida dubliniensis CD36 is the source of this 3039-nucleotide messenger RNA. RefSeq lists its product as uncharacterized. The record is from RefSeq and is a predicted model, not a curated record. The coding region runs from base 1 to 3039 and encodes 1012 amino acids. Gene Ontology annotation, cellular component: nucleus; cytoplasm. Gene Ontology annotation, biological process: protein import into nucleus. Gene Ontology annotation, molecular function: nuclear import signal receptor activity. The transcript has a single exon. Lineage: Eukaryota; Fungi; Ascomycota; Pichiomycetes; Serinales; Debaryomycetaceae.
AUGUCUUGGAAACCUGAUCCACAAGCAUUAGAACAAUUGAAACAUAUUUUCAAAGGGACUUUAUCAAAUAAUAAUCAAGAAAGACGAUUAGCCAAUGAAGCAUUAAUUCAAGCAAAACAACAACCAGAAAUUGAAAAUUAUUUAUUUACAUUAUUAAUUGAUGAUGAUGGUAUUGAUGGUAUUAAUAAUGAUGGAUCAUCAUCAUCAUCAUCAUCAUUAUUAUUAUUAAAUUCAAAAAAAAAUUCAACUCCAUCAGAUGUUCGAGCAGCAGCAGGAAUUAAUUUAAAAAAUAAUAUAUUAAACAAUAAAUCUAUAAUUGAUCGAACUUAUUUAAUGAAUAAUAUUAUGAAAGGAUUAAUAUCAUCAGAUUCAUUAGUAAGAAAUAUUACUGGGAAUGUUAUAACUUCAAUGUUUUCAAUUUAUGGAUUAAAUAAUUGGUCAUCAAUUUUAACUGAUUUAUUAAAUUUAAUUCAUCAACCACCUAUCAUUGAAAGUGAUAAUAAUAAUAAUAAUAACAAGAAUUAUAUCCCACAAGAAGCAGCCAUGAGUGCUUUAAGUAAAAUUUGUGAAGAUUCUUAUUUAGAAUUAGAUCGAGAAUUUCAAAAUAAUCGUCCAUUAAAUUAUUUAAUUAAAGAAUUUUUAAAAUUAAUUGAACAACAUCCAAAUAUUAAAAUUAAAUCUGGUGCAAUUCAUUGUAUAAAUCAAUUUAUUCCUUUAAAUACUCAAAGUUUUUUAAUUAAUUUAGAUGAUUAUCUUAAUAAAAUUUUUAAUUUAGCUAGUCAAGAUAAUCAUAAUCAUAAUCAUAAUCAUAAUCAUAAUCUUAAUCAACAAAAUAAAAAUAAUGAAAUUAGGAAAAAUAUUUGUACUUCAUUUUUAUUAAUUAUGGAAAAUAGACCAGAUAAAUUAAUACCUCAUUUAGAUGGAGUAAUUAAUUAUUGUUUACAUUUAAUUCAACAAGAUACUAAUAAUGAAGUUUCUUUAGAAGCUUGUGAAUUUAUGUUAGCAUUAGCUAAUAAUAAUAAUAAUAAUAAAUUUAAUAUUUUCACCCCUGAAAAAUUAAAAUUGAUUUUACCAAUAUUAUUAGAUAAAAUGGUUUAUUCAGAAGAAGAAAUUUUUCUUAUUGAAAUUGCUGAUUCUAAAGAUGAUGCUCAUAUUAUUGAUAAAGAUGAAGAUAUUAAACCCAUUAAUGCUAAAUCUAAAGAAACUAGAAAUGGUACUUUGCAUAAUUCAAAUUCAAAUUCAAAUUCAAAUUCAAAUUCAAAUUCAAAUUCAAAUUUUGAUGAGGAUGUCAAUACUAAUAAUAAUAAUAAUAAGAAUAAUAAUAAUGACGAUGAAGAAGAAGAAGAAGAUGAUGAUGAUGAUGACGACGAUGAUGACGAUGACGAUGAUGAUAUUGGUGAAUUGGAACAAUGGAGUUUAAGAAAAUGUGCUGCUGCCACUUUAGAUGUAUUAAGUGAAUCAUUACCUCAAGAAGUAUUAUUAGUGACUUUACCUAUUUUACAAGAAAAAAUUGUUUCACCAAAUUGGCCAAUACGUGAAGCAGCAAUUUUAGCAUUUGGAGCUAUGAGUAAUAGUUUUAUGAAAUUAGCUAGUAAUGAAUUACCUAAUUUAGUACCAUUUUUAGUUGAUCGUUUACAAGAUAAUGAACCAAGAGUUCGACAAAUUACAUGUUGGACAUUAUCAAGAUAUUCUACUUGGGUUAAUGAAGAAGCUCAUGAAGGAGGUCAAUAUGCCAAUUAUUUCCAACCAACAUUUCAAUCAAUUAUUACUUGUGGUUUAGAUUCAAAAAAAAUUGUUCAAGAAGCUGCAUGUUCAGCAUUAUCAUCAUUUAUUGAAGAAAGUAAUAAUAAUUUAAUUGAAUUUUAUUUAGAACCUUUAUUACAACAUUUUAGUAAAUGUUUCCAAAUUUAUCAACGGAAAAAUUUGAUGAUUUUAUAUGAUUGUGUUCAAACAUUUGUUGAAAAAAUUGGUUAUGAAAAUUUUUCUCAAAAUCCACAAUAUAUUGAAAUUUUAUUACCUCCUUUAUUAAAUAAAUGGCAACAAUUAAAUGAUGAUGAUAAUGAUCUUUGGCCAUUAUUAGAAUGUAUGGCAUCAAUUGCUGCUUCAUUAAAAAAUUUUUUCGCUCCAUUUGCAAUUCCAGUUUAUCAACGAGCAAUUAAAAUUUUAUCAAAUUGUAUAUUAUUAGAUCAAGAAUGUCAAACUAAUCCAUCAAUUGAUCCACCAGAAAAAGAUUUUAUGGUUACAUCAUUAGAUUUAAUUGAUGGAUUAAUUCAAGGAUUUGAAUAUAAUUCAAUUGAUUUAAUUAAUCAAAAUCAUAAAAUUAAUUUAAUUGAAUUAAUAUUAAUUUGUUUUGAAGAUUAUAAUAAUGAUGUUAGACAAUCAACUUAUGCAUUAUUAGGAGAUUUAGCCAUUUUCACUAUUGAUUUAUUAAAACCUUAUUUACAACAAAUUUUUAUAUCUAUUGGUAAUGAAAUCAAUCAAAGAACUUAUGAUACUUAUCCAGUUUAUAAUAAUGCUAUUUGGGCAUUAGGAGAAAUGAUUAUUAGAUUACCAAUAGAAGAAACUAAAUCAUAUCUUAAUAAUUUUGUUGAUUUAUUAAUUCCUAUUAUUAAUAAUAAUAAUAAUAAUAAUGAUAUUCAAUCAACAGUAAUAGAAAAUGUUGCUAUUUGUUUAGGUAGAAUGGGUAUUAAUGGAGCAGAAUUAAUUAAUGAAAAACUUGAUUUAUUUAUUGAAAAAUGGUGUGAAAAUUUUUUAUAUUUAAUUGAUAAUAAUGAAAAAGAAACUGGUUUUCAAGGAAUUAUUAAUAUGAUUAAUUUAAAUCCUAAUAAAGGUUUUGGUAAUUUAUCAACUCAAUAUGGUAAAAAAAAUUUAGCAAAAUUUUUAACUUGUAUUGGAAAUUAUCAAAAUAUUCCUAAUGAUUUACAAUUUUCAUUUAUUAAUUUAAUUAAUAAUUAUAAAUCUUUAUUAGGUAAUGAAAAUUGGAAUGAAAUUUUACAAUUUAUUGAUCCAGAAAUUAGAAAUCGAUUAAAUAGUAUAUAA